Molecule: messenger RNA, 9571 nt
Organism: Stegodyphus dumicola
Lineage: Eukaryota; Metazoa; Arthropoda; Arachnida; Araneae; Eresidae
Product: cell adhesion molecule Dscam1-like
Biological process (GO): homophilic cell-cell adhesion; dendrite self-avoidance; axon guidance
Cellular component (GO): axon; plasma membrane
Molecular function (GO): cell-cell adhesion mediator activity
Source: RefSeq, a predicted model, not a curated record
AUGGGACCAGGUCGACUUCAGCUUCGAUUCGAGAUUCAAUUCGUUGUCCAACAAUCUUAUGCAGUGGAUGUGUAUGAUGAAUUUGUGAUUCGAGGUAAUACAGCUGUUCUGCGAUGCCACAUUCCUGAACUCGUUCAAGAUUACGUAACUGUGACAUCAUGGAUUCGUGACGGAUCUUUUGUAAUAAGGCCUACUGCCUUGGCAGGAGAAAGAUUUAGCAUAUUCCAAACAGGUGAACUCCAUAUUCGUAGAGUUGACCACGCUGAUGGCCUUCAGAAAUACCGCUGUGAGACAAGACAUCGUCUAACUGGUGAAACAGUACUUAGUACUACCACCGGAAGGUUACUCGUAGCAGAAUCCUUUCGAGAUGUUCCUCCCCGAAUUACGGAUCACAAGCGUCUCUUGAAGGUUCCCGAGGGAGAAACCUUGGAAGCUCCUUGCGCCUCUCAGGGGUUUCCUAUACCAACGUACGAGUGGUACAAGAAAGAAUCCAGAGAUAGGCUUCAACCUUUACAAAUAGGAAACCGAUUUCUACAACUGGAUGGAACCUUAGUAUUACGAGAUGCAAGAGUAGAAGAUUCAGGACACUAUGUUUGCAAAGUGCAAAACAGCGUGGGUUCGGACACGGCAGAAACAGAAAUCCUUGUCACAGCACCACUUUCUGUACAAGUGAUUCCCAAAUUCCAGAGUAUUGAUGUAGGAAAAUCCACAACCUUCAACUGCUCUUUUUCUGGCCAUCCAGUGGUCACGAUCGAAUGGAUGAAGGAUGGAAUGCCCUUGCGGGCCGGAUCUCGAGUGGAGUUUCCUUCGCGGGAUAUUCUUUAUCUGACCUCUGUCCAGAGAGAUGAUAAAGGAAUGUUCCAGUGCUUCGUGUCCAAUGAUUUCGAUUCCGCCCAAGGCACAGCGCAACUGACGUUAGGAGAUUAUCCUCCUACACUACUUGAAGUCUUCAGUGAGCAGACAUUGGAGCCUGGUCCAUCCGUUACACUAAAAUGUGUGGCACAAGGUAAUCCUCUGCCACAGAUAAUUUGGACUCUUGAUUCAAGCACCAUACCAGAAAAUUCCCGUUUUCGUCUUGGCGAUUAUGUUAGAACUGGUAGCGAUUCAACUGAAGUCGUUAGCUAUGUCAAUGUAACUUCCGUAAGACCAGAAGAUGGAGGCUUGUACGAAUGCACGGCAUCGAACGAUGUGGGGAAAGCCAGUCAUUCCGCCCGUGUGAAUGUAUUUGGCCCACCAUUUGUCAGAAGUAUGUCCAACUUGUCUGCCGUUUCUGGGGAGACACUCAGGUUGCAGUGUCCCGUGGGCGGACACCCUAUUGAGAGUAUUAAAUGGGAGAAAGAUGGAGUACGGUUACCUUUCAACCAUCGCCAGAAAGUAUUCCCAAAUGGAACCUUAAUCAUUCGCAGCGUUGAGAAGACUACAGACUCUGGGCCAUAUAAAUGCUCGGCGUCCAAUGCAAAUGGAAUUUCAGCCGAAAACUCUUUAUAUAUUGGUGUACUUGUUCGCCCUCUGGUAGAGCCAUUUUUCUUCCCAAAGUCUCUGCAGCAGGGCCAGCGUUUCAGCGUCUUGUGUACCGUCACGGAAGGUGAUCCGCCAAUCAGAAUACAAUGGAUUAAAGACGGACAGCAUUCUUUCUUAUCAAAUUCGAAUGAUGGAGUGAGAGCUCUGGUGGUAACGCAAUUUUCCUCGACACUCGUUUUCGAAUCUUUGUCUCCAGAACACCGUGGCAAUUAUACAUGCGUCGCUUCAAACGCCGCUGGCACCGUGAGCCACACCGCUACAAUGGUAAUUCACGUGCCACCCCGUUGGAGGAUAGAACCAGGUGAUACAAGUGUUACUAAGAGCCGCUCUGCUGUUGUCGACUGCCAAGCUGAUGGUUUUCCUAUUCCACGAAUUAGAUGGACCAAAGCAGAAGGUGACGUAGCUUCAGAAUUUCGACCAAUCAGUAGUAGUUCAAGGCUGCAUGUAUUCGAAAAUGGUUCUCUGGUCAUUCAUAACGUUGAAGAAGGCGAUGAUGGUCAUUAUCUUUGCCAAGCGACAAAUGGUAUAGGCCAAGGUCUUAGCAAAGUUGUGAGGUUAUCCGUUCAUGUUGCUGCUCAUUUUAAGAGUAAAUUUCGGGCAGAAAGUGUUCGUAAAGGGGAGGACGCUAGGCUAGUUUGUGAAGCAAUUGGUGAUCGCCCCCUCCAGAUAACGUGGCUGAAAGAUAAACAGACCUUUGAACCCCAAAUGGACCUCAGGUAUGAGUUAACAGAAACUGUAUUGGGAAGCGGAACUACUUCUGAACUGACUAUUCGCAGAGCUGAUCGAAGAGAUUCUGCUUUAUAUACCUGCAUAGCUUCCAACGCUUUUGGUCAAGACGAUACUAAUAUCCAGCUCAUUAUGCAAGAACCACCUGAUGCACCACAGGAUGUGAAGGUUUUAGAAUUUGGCAGUCGUACAGCCAAGAUAGGCUGGUCAGCACCAUACAGUGGAAAUAGCCCUAUAUCACAAUUUAUUCUUCAUUAUAAAGAAGAGGCAGAUAGAUGGCAGCAGCGAUCAUGGAAUGUAACUGUCCCAGGAACAGAAUCUAGCGCUGUGGUGCGUGGAUUACAACCAGUCACAUUUUACCAUUUUCGGCUCUAUGCUGAAAAUGCCUUGGGGAGAAGUGAACCUAGCAAUGUAGUUCAUCUUAGAAUGGAUCAAGAAGCGCCUGGUGGACCUCCUCAAAAGGUGAAGGUAAGAGCAACUGGAGCGCAUAUAGUUAAAGUUACUUGGAAGCCUCCAAGAAAGGAUCUUCAAUUUGGAUUGAUAAAAGGUUAUUAUGUGGGAUACAAAGAAGCAGGUUCAAAGGAUACUUUCAUUUACAAGACACUGAAUGCGAAAGGGGAAGACAACUUCAUUGAAGAAACCCAGCUGUCAGAUCUUCGAAAAUUUACAGAAUAUUCUGUGAUUGUUCAAGCUUUCAACGCCAAAGGAGCUGGUCCUCCUUCUGAUCAAGUUAAUGUCAAGACACUGGAAAAUGAUCCUCCUGGAAGUCCUGUGGUAAAAGUUGUAUUCGUAAAUCAGACUGCCAUAGGCCUGGCAUGGGACCAGACGGAAACAGAAAAUCCAGUACAAGGCUACAUACUUCAUCACAGGUGGGAUAUGGGCGAUUGGCAAGAGACCGAAUUGUCAGCUUCAGAAAUGGAGUAUGGUUUCACCGAUCUCAAAUGCGGCUCUAGAUACCAGUUUUACGUCACUGCUUUCAAUGCCGUUGGUCGUGGAAUCCCAAGUGACAUUGUUAGAACUAAAACAGACGGAAGAGCUCCAGUUGCUCCAGACAAGCAGUCAAUGCUCAGUACAAAUCAGACAUCAGCAGCUGUACAUCUAGAUGCAUGGCAUGAUGGAGGAUGCCCACUUACUUCAUUUGCUGUCAGGUACAGACAACAAAGACAGCAAAUAUGGAAUCUCGUUACAGAAGGUGGUCCAGAAGGUUCAAGUAGGUCACAAGACCGUCUUCGUCAUCAAGUCGUGCUUGAUGAUUUAGUUCCGGGUACCUGGUACAGGCUACAAGUCACUGCUCAUAAUGAAGCCGGUUCAACAGAUGCUGAAUAUACUUUCGUAACUAGUCCACUAACAGCUGAUGCUCCCCCCAGUUACCCCGUAAAUGAAGAGAGCGCUCAAGAGCUACCUUUAUACUUGGAUAUUAACAUAUUGGUGCCCGCCGCUGUUUCCCUUGCUGUUGUCAUAGCUUUAAUAAUUUUAGUCUGCGUCAUUGUAUAUAAAAGGAAUACGCAGGACACAAAUCAUGCAGGGGCCAACAGCGAUACCUACAGUAAUCGCAAGUGCCAAGUUCACGAAAGCGUUCAGAUGACAGAAGUGGAAAAGAGUUCCUUGAAAAAAGCACUUUCAGGACCUGUUACACGUGGUGAUUAUUAUCCGACGCCUUACGCUACGACUCGCAUCUCUUCCGAAGAGCAAAAGGAAGCUGCUGCUAGACAGGCUGCCAUGGAAGAACCACUUUAUGCUACAGUAAAACGGACACCUCGACCACCAAGAUCAGAUUUUCACGUGUAUCAUUAUCCUGGGGAAAUGCCAGAAUUCUUCCUUCAAGUUGGUAAAGGAUCGUGUAUGGAUGAUGUGGGUGCUUCAUCCAGUAGCGUUCUGUGGAAAGAAAAUCCAGAUUCAAAACUGAAAGAUGAAUAUCAUCACGAUGAAAUGCUUCAAGAUUGUAGUCGAUCAGGUGGUCAAAGAAAGUCAUACAGAUAUUCACAAAGGUGAAGAUUUGCCAUACGUUUCUGAUCUGCACUGAAAAUUAUUUCUGCCAAGAGACCGACUGACUCCAAACCGAGUAUCAUCGAUAAUGAACUUGUGAGAAGUAUGAAAAAUUACAAUUCCAUUUUACGAAGUUGAAACAUGCCGCUGUGUUAUGUUAAUUGUUAUACAAGGUUAAUGACUGAAACUAUUUAUGGCGUAUUAAUGUUUACUUGAAGCACAUAUAUCGGUGAAUGCCAUUAAUGAAUCGCAUUUCACUUGCCUUCAUUUUAUGAUGUGAAACGUAUAAUAAUUGUGUAUAUAUUUCCGUACGGAAUACUGAAUCUUUCUGCUUGUACAUCAGCAUAAAAAUGUUAUCGGUAAAGUAAAUUGUUUUGAAUUUUUGUUGCUGUGUUAAGGAGUUUAGAAGUUAAAUGAUGUGAAGCGGUACGGAUAUUUUUAGAAGUAUAUUAUGGAUUUGGUUACUUGGACCGAAAUUCACAGAAGUGUGAUACAUGAGCUGAUUUUGAAGAAUGAUGUUAUUUAACUUUGACUACUUUGAUACUGCAGUGUAACUUAAUUAAUAUAAUGUGGUCUAUUGUUAAAAUAUAUACAAAGAUAGUGUCCAUUCACAUUUAUACCAGUUACUUAAAGGAUGUACUUUUAAAAUAUAAUCUUGACAUACGACAGGUCUAAAAGUUUGUGACUAAAGAAUUCAAUUGAAGAUUUUCAAAUAUUUACUUAUUAUUAAAUUUAGAAAAAUGUAAAUACCAUAUUAUUUUUUUUCGACAGAUGCAUAAUAAAUUAACCGCUCUCUCUUACUAGCAUGACUCAUGUCACUGAUUUCUAACAUAAGAAAGAUUUUUUUUAAAUUUUUUCAUAUUCGGAUGAAACCAGGCAUUGUUAUGAUCUGUUUUACUAUCUUUAUUUUAAUCGUUCCUGCUAUCAUGACAGAUGCAAUAUUCUAUAUCUGUGAUAUUACCUGUAGCAAAUCCACUGAUUUAUUUAAUUAAGCUUAGUCAUUAGUGAGACUGAUUAGUUAGUCUAUUAAAGAACCUCCAACUCAGAAGAUGAUUUAAACAAUCUUUUUAUUGAAGCUUUAGCAAGUGCGUAGCUUGUGCUUAUGGGAUCACCGCUGUCUGCAGAAUUUAAACUAAAAUGAAAUGCAAAUUAAAAUUUAAAGUAAUUUAACGUGGUUAAAUUCACAAAGCAAACGCUUGUCAUAUGUUACCUCAAACCAUUCUAACUGCGCGAGCAAACUCGGUUACAAAAAGGGUAAAGGCCGGUCUAAAGUAAUUUUCAGAGCUUGCAGAGGAAAUUUUGCAGUGGUCAGCAUCGCUGUUAAAUAAAGCUCUCAGUAACUUUCAAAAACUUUGUUCCUGUAUACAAACCUAAUUUGCAGACCGGUAAGAGCUGGCAAAAGUAUAAAUAACAAUAUAGAUAAAAUGUUAAGAAAAUGGGUUAGUUAACAUAAACCUUACAUACUUAUUUGCAGUGUUUUAUACUUAUGAUAAUCCGAAAAAGAAGAUCACAAAGAGUUUAAUUUAUAUAUCUAGAUGAAGCUAUUUCAACAUGCUUGUACAGAAAUGUUUGUUAAAACUCAUUUCUUGCGAUUUAUACGAGUUAUGUUGCCUGAUAUCAUUUAUUUAAUGCCUGAGUUACAUAAACCUAUAAAGUAUUCAGUUAUUGGUGGCUUGGAGUAGUAUCUGAAAAAUUUAAUGCCGAUUACCAAGAUAAAUAAAUAAAAUUCUUUUCUUGCAGAAUUAAUGUUUUUGUUUUUUCUGAUAAUCAUUAGAUCUAAGUCAACGUAAAAUAAAUACAGAGACCUGAAAGAAGUAAAAAUAUGUUAAAAAGAUAAUGUUAUUUUUUCAUUAUUAUUAUUAUAUAUAUGUUUGCUAGAAUUAUUACAUGGAAACAUUUAUUUAGUCUAUUAAUCGCCCUAUCAUAAGGUUAGUCAAAUAUCUAAAAUCGUAUCCAUAUAAAAUUUGCAUCAUUAUUAAAAUGUCUAAUAAAUUAAACAUAAAACUUCUAUUUGUUUCAGUAAUAUUAAGUAACAUUUAUAUACCUUCAGAAAGACAUUCAGAUCAAGAACAAUAAUUUAUCCCCCUCCCCCCAAAAAGGCGAAAUUACUCUUAAAAUGUACUUACAUAUAUUAUUUCUUAUUAACUUUCAAUUUAUUUUUAAUGAGAUCAUGCAUUAAGGGAUCUUAAUCUUUUGUGAAUGACUUUCAUUUUGAAUGACAGUUUAAAAAAAAAUUGAUGCUUUUAAAUCUCUUUCUUUAACACCUAUUAUUACCAAGUAUCUUACUUUCUGUUUAACAUAAUCUGCUAUUCGUAAUUUCUUACAACACAGUAACUAAUUAAAAAGCAAUGUUUCAUUUUAUAAUUAAUACUACGUACUACUAAAUGUUUCAUACAAGAAAGUUUACAAGCUCAAGAAGUUAAAAGCUAGUAGGAGAUCUUAAUUAACUGAUCAGUUACCAUUCAAUUAUAAAAAUAUUCUAAUCUGAUUAUAAAGCGAGAUCUUAUAUACAGAUUUUAUUAUACAGCUAUUUUCCAAACUUAAAACAUUUUAUUUUAUUAUUAUUAUUAUUAUUAUUGCUGUUGCUUUAUAUAUAGAAAUAUUUUUUAAUAGAUGACACAGUGCUUUACAAUACAAUGACCAUAUCAUAAGAACAACAUGCAGCUCUUUAUUUAGCAGUUUUAAAUUAAUUUUUUUAUUAAACGAGGAGUUUUCAGCUAACUUUCAAGCAAUAAAAGUGGAAAGUUACUACUAGCGUUUUUAGAUUUGAAUAAAUGAUUUUCAUUUUAAUGUGCCUUUAGAAUUAGAUUACUAGUCAAAAUUCUGAUAAAUUAUAUUUGUAAUUAUCUAAGUUUCUUAAAAUAUAAAUCUUACUUAAUAAUUUAUGCUAUUUUGUGAUCCCCGUCUAUUAUUUUAUUAGCCCACCAGCGGCCGAGCGGUAAAGUCGCUGAACACUGGUAGUUCGGUCCGAGAUUCGAAUCCCGCGAACGGGCUGGCUGCAUGGGUGUUUUCGUGGUUUUCCCCAUGUGUAACGUGUAUACGAGCCAGUUUCCCUUAGAAAGACCUCCACGAAGGCAUCCCUCCCCUUAGGCAGAUAGCCCUAGUGUGCUUUGCCAUAAUUAAAUACACCAACUAUUAUUUUAUUAGAACCGAUUUUCCGGUCUUAUAAAACUAUAUUAGGUGAAGUAAAUAGGUUUCAAAACUUAAUUGGUAAUCUGUUAUACACUGCAUAACUUCAUACCUUUUCUUUGUAAUAUUGCGUUCCUUUAAGAAAUUUGGAAAAUAACUUUUAAGCUUGUAACUUAUUUCCUUUUUAAAUGUGGUAAUAAUUUGGAAGAAAUGAAGAAAAGUAAAUGAACCACUUUUCAAUUAAACUCCUCGUAUAAUAAUUAUUAACUGCUUUGAAACUGCAGUAAAUGAAAUUUUCUGGCAAAGAAUACCGUAGAAAAGUAAACUGCUUUCACUCUUUAUCAGAAUAAUCCAGACAAGUUUUAAAUCAGCAUUUGGGUAGGAUAUAAUCAUUCAGAAAUACAAUCAUUAUCUUAUCAGACAAGGUUCUUCAUAGCGUCAUUAAUAACCUAAAUAGCUUAUUUUAAUAUCAACUUCUUCAACUGUAAACAUGACCGCUUAAUUCUAAAAUUCUUUCUAGAUCAUGUGCAUUAUCUUAUAAAGUAGCUUAAUAAAAGAAAUUUGAAUAAUUUAAAAUGUAAAUUUGGUGUAAUAGAUCCAUAAUGUGAUUUAACAAAUCCUAUUUUUGGAAACAUAUACGUUAUUGCAAAACAUAUGAAAUAUUUUCAGGUUGUAAAUAAAGAAGUAUGAUUUAAAAAGGCAUUUAAAAUAAAUUCUCUUGCAUAGAUGAUCCAAAGGUAAAAUAACUGUAUAAAUAUUUAAAUAUAAAUCUUGAUUAACCGGGGUAAUACCGAAGACGUCUGUGGUUAAUUCAAAAUCCUUAUUUAUCCAGAAGCAAUUAAAAGUCACAGAGGAAAGGAAUAACUUGUGUUAAAAGCACAAGUAAUAUUCAAGUGCGUGAUCAAGAAUUUUAAUUUGAGAAAUAAAUUAAUUUAGUUAUUCAAAUUAAAUGAGUAUAAAUAACGAAAAGAACAAUUUGUAAAUAAUGAAGGAAAAACUCACGAGAAAUGAAGAAACUAAGUUUUAAAAAACAUUUAAGAACAUUUCUUGUUGGAGAACCUUGAACACAGCCUCUUACUCCUGCUCUUACUCCCCUUUUCUAUUUUCCAUAGACACUUUUGUUUUAUGUUUUUGGGUUGUGAGAGUGUGUGUAUCCGUGUUUCCGUUGUGAGAGUGUGUGUAUCCGUGUUUCCGUAGUAAGCAAACUUAAAAGUUUUUCGGGAAGACGGGGUCUGUUUAAGAUGUAACUCGGUUAAUCCAUUUGUAGUUAAUCAGGAACUAAGAUUUUAAAAUUUUUUGAGUAGUCAUAGAAUUAAUGUUUAAUUAUUUUCUGUAAUAACUUUCUAACAUUAAAAAAAUUCCUUAGUCUACUGUCAUAUAUCAAACAAAAUUAAAUUAAAGAAAAGAAAACAGUCAGCAAAAAGUAUAAAUAAACCGUAAGAUUAUUUUUUAAAAUUAAGUAGAGAAAGUGCUGUUUCCGUUUUUGAUAUCGCAUGUUUAUAUUAUAUACAAAUAAAUACUAAAUUGUAAAACCGAUGUUGAUUUGUUUAGAUAAUUUAUAGCAUUUCUGAUGCCGGUAAUGCUCAAAUAAUCAAAGCUUAGCGUUGUCAGAAUGUUAUUUUUCAACCGUGCAAUCUCUUCUCAGCUCCUAUAAAAGAUAAGCGGAACAGACUGUCGUUUGAAUCUAGCAAAUUGAGAUCUUCGCAAUGGCCUAUUGAUCUUGGAUCCUAACAGUGGAGAAUCUUGAUAACCUUAGAUAUAGUUGAAAUGAUCUUUAACGAUACAAUCUUUUCCUUCCCUUCUGCAUACCCCAGUCUUUGAUGAAGACUUCCUGUUCCCCGCCCCACACACGUUUUCUGAAUGGCGUCAUUGCAUUGCUUCUCCGGACCUUCUGAACUUACUUCAAUCUCUGAAGUAAAGGCCAAUUGAAGGAAGGCCAUAUCUAUUUCUCGCGGUUUCGAGAAAUGGAUUUCUUUCGCGUUCAGUUCAGUCACUGUUAAGAAAUUGAAUAUUUUAUAAAUUAUUUUAUUUUACAUUACUUAGAAGACACUGCAUAUAGAUUUGUUGUUGCCCAUAUACAUAUUAUGUUGCCCAUAUGUAAAACCUGUCUCUAUUCUUCCACAUAAACUAAAUUAAAUCCUACAAUGAACCUGGCAAAUUCUCGCACAGGCGUGAAUUAAAUAUCAGCACAGAGAAAGGUGCAAAAUAA